Carica papaya (papaya) is the source of this 651-nucleotide messenger RNA. RefSeq names its product non-specific lipid transfer protein GPI-anchored 13-like. The record is from RefSeq and is a predicted model, not a curated record. Lineage: Eukaryota; Viridiplantae; Streptophyta; Magnoliopsida; Brassicales; Caricaceae.
AUGGGGAAGACGAUGAGAAGCAAAAAGGUGGUGGUGGUGGUGGGAGUGGUUUUAAUGGUGGUGGGCUGGUUUGCGGCGUCUACAAUGGCGAACAUAGCGGAUGACGAGAAGGAUUGUGCGGAUCAGCUGACAAAUCUUGCUUCUUGUAUUCCGUUUGUGAGCGGAACGGCGAAGAAGCCGACGGCGGAGUGCUGCCAAGACACUCAGAAAGUGAAGGCGAGCAAACCAAAAUGCUUGUGUGUAUUGAUCAAGGAGAGCACCGACCCUUCUUUAGGGUUACCUGUCAAUACAACUCUUGCCCUUCAAAUGCCUUCCACUUGCAAUAUUGAUGCCAAAGUUUCUGAUUGCCCAAGUAUAUUGAAUCUCCCAGCAGAUUCACCAGAUGCAAGUAUCUUCAAAGAAGCUGGUGGAGCUUCACCAACAACAAAUUCUUCUUCUUCUUCUUCGUCAACACAUUCUCCUUCUUCUUCGUCAACAGAUUCUCCUUCUUCUUCUUCAACAGAUUCUCCUUCUUCUUCUUCUUCAUCUGAAUCAAACUCAAAACCCACAACCAGCAACGGCGAAAAACUGAAGCUGAAUAUAAACGUUGCGACUUUCUUCUGGGUCAUAACGGCGGCUUCACUCCCAUCUUUUCUCAUGAAUGUAAAUUAA